Molecule: messenger RNA, 1338 nt
Organism: Penicillium soppii
Lineage: Eukaryota; Fungi; Ascomycota; Eurotiomycetes; Eurotiales; Aspergillaceae
Product: Sodium/calcium exchanger membrane region
Exons: 5
Coding region: 1-1338 (445 amino acids)
Biological process (GO): calcium ion transmembrane transport; intracellular calcium ion homeostasis
Cellular component (GO): fungal-type vacuole membrane
Molecular function (GO): calcium:proton antiporter activity
Source: RefSeq, a predicted model, not a curated record
AUGAUUGGUAUCAAAGUCAUUUUCUCGGCUAUCUUUUCACUGGCAGCCAUUCUUGUUUCCAAUACCAAAACUCCAGCAUUGAUUAUCUUCAUCUGGAAUCUACUCGCUAUCAUACCGCUAUCAGUCACACUUACUGAAGCCACUGAGAGGAUUUCCAAAGACUUGGGUGAAACCGCCGGUGCAUUGCUCAACAUCACUGUUGGCAAUCUAGCAGAGCUUAUUAUCUUCAUCACCGCUUUGCUCAAGAACAGAAUCAAAGUUGUUCAAUCAUCACUCCUUGGCUCUAUACUUGUGAACCUCCUUUUCGUUCUCGGUUCCGCGAUAAUUGCAGGCUCUCUCUCCUCGCGUGACCUGUCGUACAACACCGACUUGACACAUUCAUUUGUGGGCCUUCUUAAUCUCACAAUAUGUUGCAUCAUGAUCCCAAGUGCUUUCUAUGGAAUUGAGAUGGAUGCCACAUCCGCUGAUCGUAUGUCGUUAGAGUUCAGCAGAGCGGUAUCGUUCAUUCUCCUGGGCAUCUACUUCCUGUAUCUCUUGUUCCAAUUCAAAUCUCAUCCUGAGCUCUUUUGGCCCACGCGGCAGCCUGUCUCAAAGCCGGAAAAUGUGAUAGUUGCAAGCACGACGGGUCGAAUGUCUGCAGAUCUUGAAUCACAACCUGCACGUUUCGAAACCCCAAGCAGAGACCUCUCCCAACCAGAGAUGCAGCAGCUGGAGCUUCCCACUGAUCCUCAAACAUCUCCGGUUUGUAUACAGCCCGAAUCGGCAUUACCACUGAUUCAAAUCGAGCCCUCACAGAGAGCCGAGAGAACACCCAGAGCACACAACCAGGCUCCCAAACACAACCCGAGAUGCGGUUGCGAGUAUUACACAGUUUUAGCAAACCGCGCGCUAUCAUGCGCACUCCUCAUCAUGUCGACCACUCUGAUCGCCAUAUGCGCUGAAUACUUCGCUUCCAGCUUCGCAGUGCUGAACGAGCAGGGAAUCCUCGGCGAGUCCUUCGUCGGGCUAAUCAUCAUUCCUAUCGCGGGUAAUGUUGCUGAAAACGUUACAGCCGUGGUCGUCGCUGCGAAAGGCCAAAUGGACCUCGCCAUUAGCGUUGCUUUGGGAUCGGCUAUUCAAAUCGGUCUUUUAGUUUCACCUCUCCUUGUUCUGGUCGGUUGGGCACUUGAUAAACCUAUGAAUUUGCACUUCGAUCGCUUUGAGGUGGUAGCAUUAGUUGGUGCUGUUCUUUUGGUUAAUUUUAUUGUUUUGAAAGGCAAAACCAAUUAUUUAGAAGGGUCUAUUUUGUGUGCUUGUUUCGCGGCUGUUUCUGUUGGGGCGUUUUUGUUGCCCAAGUGA